This is a messenger RNA of Ochotona princeps (American pika), 695 nucleotides long. RefSeq names its product pericentrin-like. Gene Ontology annotation, molecular function: molecular adaptor activity. The record is from RefSeq and is a predicted model, not a curated record. Gene Ontology annotation, biological process: signal transduction. The transcript is spliced from 5 exons. Lineage: Eukaryota; Metazoa; Chordata; Mammalia; Lagomorpha; Ochotonidae. The coding region runs from base 126 to 695 and encodes 189 amino acids.
CGCCGCGUUCCGAUUGGCGGCGCCCGGGCGGGCCCGACGUUGGGGCGGGCCCGCGUUGCGUGACAGUUGUGGCGGGGGAGGGAGUGUCAACAGAGGCGAGGCGGCGCCGCGUCUGCGCGAAGGACAUGGAGGAGGACGCGCAGGAGCAGCGGCGUAGGAAGCUGGAGGCUGGCAGGGCCAAGCUUGCUCACUUCCGACAGAGAAAAGCAGAAGGUGACUGUGCGUAUUCGAAGAAAAAGACGGCGAAGAGGAAGGGCCCGGCUGUCGAUGCGCCUGUGCAGGAGGAGAGGCCGGUAGCCGCCAAGGACAGUGGGCGUCUCGGAGGGAGGGAUGAUUGCAGACCCUGCGGCGAUUUGCCCGUUGGGGCGACAGGCCCGUCCCAGGCUCAGGAUUUGUCUAUGGAUCAGAAUCAGCUUGAAAUUAAGAAGGCUCAGGCCAGAAUAACUGAAUUAGAGGUGAAACUUCUGAAUAGGCAAGAAACUAUCAACAGGCUUGAACUGGAAGUGAAAGAAUUGCAGGGUCAGCUGGCGCAGUGUCCUGGCUCUGUUCCCUGCCACCAGGAAUGUGAACAUGAACAGCAGCACAAGCUUGAGGUUGCUGAGUCCAUUAGCAGACAGAGAGAUGAGGGAGGCUGGCAGCAGCAGACUCAGGAGCUACACCUGGGAGCCACAGAGCUCAUGAGGGGAGAGGGCUAG